This is a messenger RNA of Harpegnathos saltator (Jerdon's jumping ant), 4217 nucleotides long. It is a transcript of the gene Srr, whose product is annotated as Serine racemase. NCBI's taxonomy places the organism in Eukaryota, Metazoa, Arthropoda, Insecta, Hymenoptera, Formicidae. Bases 432 to 1712 code for a protein of 426 amino acids. Gene Ontology annotation, molecular function: L-serine ammonia-lyase activity; threonine deaminase activity. The record is from RefSeq and is a predicted model, not a curated record. The transcript has 6 exons. Gene Ontology annotation, biological process: L-threonine catabolic process; L-serine catabolic process.
UGCAAAUUUAUGCAUGCGUCGGGGACCCGCGUCUCUUCCCAUCCACCUUUCAUGAUCGAAGAUCGAAGAUCGGCUCGCAUCGGGCCGAACUGGAAUGCGCGCUUACUUUCGUCACCGGAUUAUCUGCGGCCCAACUGAUUGAACAUCGGCGAUGUGAUUCAAGUUAUAAUCGGUAUAACUAUCGUGUCGCAGGUCAUUACCGAAGGUGACGGCCGACGUGGGUUAUCAGAAGCGUGUUAUGAACGGAGCGAGCAGGUUCUGGUGUUCAUCCGCUUCGUUCAGUCGUGAAUAUCCCGAUAUCGGUUUCGGACACACAGUGUGCCGCUCGUCGUGUUCUGGUGCGUCACGUACACAUACACACUUAUUGUUUAUCAGUCUGAACGGGACCGUCACGUGCAUCGGAGGAUUGGUCACGAGUGCAAGACGAAGAAAUGGAGCUGAUCGAUCCUUGCUGCGUAGAGGAUCAACCGCAAAAGAUCACCUUUGAGGAUAUCACGUCGGCGGCGUUCAAGAUAAAAUCCGGAAUCAUCUGUACACCAUGUGUGAAAUCGCGCCUGUCGGGCACCGGCAUGGAUAUCUACCUGAAGAAAGACUUCGGUCAAGUUACCGGUAGCUUCAAGGAGCGCGGUGCCCGAUACGCUCUGCUGCAACUCACCGACGAGCAGAAGUGUGUCGGUGUGAUAUCGGCUUCGUUGGGCAACCACGCUCUGGCUCUUUGCUACCACGGAAGAGAGCUGAAAAUACCUGUGACUGUGGUGAUGCCGGUGGUGGCACCGAUAAUGAAGAUUGCGGCGUGUCGGCAGUACGGUGCGAAUGUGAUCGUCGAGGGCAACGACAUGGGGGAGGCCAAGAGAAUCGCCUUGAAGCAUGCGAAGGAAAAGGGCUUGAUCUACAUUAACGGGUACGAUCACCCGCACAUCAUGGCUGGCCAAGGAACCCUCGGCUUGGAGAUCGUCGAGCAAGUACCAGACAUAGACGCUGUGGUGGUGCCCGUCGGUGGUGGCGGAUUAAUAGCGGGUGUUGCGUUGGCUGUUAAAACGUUUCGGCCGAAUUGCAAGAUCAUUGGGGUCGAGUCAGAGAGGUGUGCGAGUUAUCACAUGGCGCGCAAAGCCGGUAAACCAACGUACACCCCCAUACAGUCAACCCUGGCCGAUGGAUUGGCCGUUCCUAUGGUAGGAUACAACGCGUUCGCCACGGCAGAUUCGUUGAUCGACAAACUAGUCAUGGUGAAGGAGGAGUGGAUCGCGAUCGCGAUCCUGAAGCUGGUUGAGAAUGAGAAGUGCAUUGUCGAAGGUGCGGGAGCGACAGGUUUAGCGGCCAUCUUGGCUAGUCAGCUCGAUGAGCUCAAGGGAAAAAGGGUAGUGUUAUUAUUGUGCGGCGGCAACAUCGACACAACUGUCUUGGGUAGAUGCCUGGAGCGUGGAUUAGCCGCCGAAGGUCGCCUGCUGAAGUUCACGGUGACAGUCUCGGACAGACCGGGCGGUAUCGCGGAGCUCUGCAAGGCCCUCGCGAGCAUCGGUGUCUCCAUAAAGGACAUCAUGCACGAGCGGGCCUGGAUAAUGUCCGACUUAUUCAGCGUGGACGUCAAGGUCGUCUGCGAGACCAGGGACCGUGAGCACGCCGAGCAGCUGAAGAAUCUACUCUGUCAAAAUUACAACCGCGUCGUCUUCGGCAGCGACAAUACCUACACUCUGCCGUCAAUUACGAGCUGAUCCAAAUAUCUUGUGAGUGUUUCACGCCGAUUGGAUGAUCUCUUCGAAAUUUUAUUAUUUUUACCUGAGAUAAUUUUUUUAUAUAAAACACUUUUUCUCUCGCAAAUAUUUUUAGGCGCGAAUGUUAGAACGGCACAUCCUGUGCGAGCUACUUUCGACCGGCGUAGAGUUAUUGGCGUAAGAUGCACGUUAAAAUAUAGCAUGUAAAGAUCUUCCUUCAGAAUUUGUUCUCGUAUUUUUAUGCAACGCUCAUGACAAACGCGAUAAUUAAUUUUAAGUUAUAGGAACAUCGAGCAGAGGGGUAUUCUAUGCGUGUAACUUCGCCGAUGGACGCGCUCUGUCGCGAGAAUUUUCUGCCCCUUCCGCUCUGCCAACGUUUUACGAACAGUUGUUGUCCGAUGUUGUUUUGCAACGUCUGUCAGGGAUGUGAAGUGCCGCGAAACGAUCGAACCGGCGGUUCGCAAAUAUCACGGCGCUUCCGCAUGCACGUGCGCGCAAUAUCGCGCGCGUGCGUUGCCGAAGCGUCUCUGGUGGGAAAUAAAACUGGAAAUACCACCCGUGUGAAAAGCGUCUUCCCUGCAUACGCGAUACGCGUAUGUGCGUUUACAUGCGCGCUGCCUACUCGCACGCCCGCGUUACCGCUUACCUGUCCGUUACAUCGAUUCGUCGGCCGUAGCGAGAUUAAUUUAGCUAAUUGACUGUGAGAGCCGACGAUAAAUUAAUGCCCGUCGAAGGACUUCCGAUAGAGUUGUAUGUGGUAUUUAUAAAAAUCGUGCAUUUAAAGAGGUUUCUUAUACUAAUAUCAACCUUCUCGAUAAUUUGUGCGCGGCGUGCGUUAACUUUGUUUAUUCAUUUCUUCUACUUCUCUUUGUUCCCGUUCACACGUGACGCACGUGUGCGCGAAAAUAGUCGGUUCAGUUGUUUCACCGCGAUCAGCGGCGCACGCUCGCGCGGCUGAGGACACUUAAAUAAAUAAGUCGAAAACCCCGACGACGGGGUUCACGGGGUCGCCACCGGGGAUGCAAAAAUACCCACGUAGGCGGCACGCGGCGUCCCGCAUGUAGAUGCGCCGGAAUAUUCGUCUCAUAAAUCCCCCGACCGGGAACGAUUUUAUGAUUGUGUAGCGACACGCGCGCUCGGAUGAAUCAUGCGCUCACGUCGCGUCGCGUCGUGUCGCGUUGCAUCUCUCUGUGCGAGAAUUCAAGAUUAAAACGGCCGAUCAAUACCUUCAUCGCCGCCAUUAAGUUAUAGCGCAAAUCUGCGGGGUGGUUCGAUCGAUGCGCCCGAACGGGAGGGAAAAAUCCCCGGUGACGCGAUACGGAAUUUCAUGCAACGACGCGCGAGCGCGCUCGCCCGCCCGCCCGCCCGCGCGUGGCGGUGGCGGCGCCGCGCUAUUUUCCUCUCUCGGGGUUAUACGCGGAUAUGAUUGGGUUUUUGCGUAAACUCGCCCGGCCGUAAAGCCCGCUUUUACGAGCCUGAUUACGGGUGCCCGACACUGCGCUUAUUGGCGCUCCGACGCGCGCCCGGACGGGGCGAUGCGUCGUCGUCUUCGUCGUCGUCGACGACGAAGCCGCGUCCUCGAUGAAAUUCCGGCACGAAGUAGCAUCGUCGACGACGACGAGAUGCUGAAAUCGGUCGUGCCGGAGAUGCGCCGCGAUUUUAUCGGAUAAUUUUCACGAGCGUUUCAUUCUCGAUGGUCGUUUUCUGGAUCGCGACUAGCUGAGGAAAGAGAAUACAGCCGAAUUUGAAGAGAACGCACGUACGGGGAACUGAGGUACGUUUAGACUGCGCGUUUACCGCUAAUCGUAGCCGUUCGAUUUGCGAAUAACGUCGCAAUCGUCGUGUGGAAUGAAUAAAUCACGAGGAAUGCGUCUGACGUGAUUUGCGUCCAGAACGUGGCUCUACGCGGGAAGAAUUGUCUGUUGUUAUAAAACUGAAAACCUCGCUGACAACCUCGCAAUUUUCACUCACAUAAAUUUAUUUACCGCGUGUACAAAUCUCCUUAGCUAUAAUAUUCAAUCUUGCUGAAAUCAAUCAAUCUGUUUCUUCUGUUUCAUGUAACGAUCAAUCAGCCUUAUACUUUGGAUAGGGGACGGGAUAGCUCCUAAAAUAAUAUGUAUCAGUGCUCAGUUCCAACGUGUAUCUUACAUUACUUUUCCACACGGUCACGUCCGGAAUUUAGGCAUUUUUCGUAGCGGGGCCCUGAGCUUUGUAUCCCCUUCGCCGAGGAACGUCGCAACGUCGCACAGCCAGCCAAUUUUUCGCCGUCACAAAGUGUUCGAUCAUCCGCCGUAUAGUCCGGACUUGUGGCGUCAAACGGCUAUCACUUGUUCCGCCGGUGGAAAAAAUUUUUAAUGACGCAGCACUUUGUGGCUGACGAGGAGCUGAAAGCGUCGCAGGAAAAACCGGCUGUCUGCGCGACGUUCGUCGUGGAUCAGGGGGCCAUGAAAGGCUGACGUCUUUCUGCGACAAAUGCCUGAAUUCCGGCGGUGACGAUGUAAAAAA